Molecule: messenger RNA, 2033 nt
Organism: Astyanax mexicanus (Mexican tetra)
Lineage: Eukaryota; Metazoa; Chordata; Actinopteri; Characiformes; Acestrorhamphidae
Gene: fuca2
Product: alpha-L-fucosidase 2
Exons: 7
Coding region: 210-1571 (453 amino acids)
Biological process (GO): glycoside catabolic process; fucose metabolic process
Cellular component (GO): lysosome
Molecular function (GO): alpha-L-fucosidase activity
Source: RefSeq, a predicted model, not a curated record
AACAGGAAGUGCACGAGGUCUGCAGCUCUCCUUCAACCCGGUUGUUCUGGCAACCUAUCAGGUACAGUUUGGUUAAGGAGGAAGUUCAGCAUUGUUGUUUUUUUUUUGGAUAGUCACAUGAGCUAGUUGCAGGUGAUAUAUCGUGUGAUCUGCACAGGGUUUAACCACUGGAGAGCUUUCCUCACUCUAGAGCGGGCGAGUGCAGAAACAUGGGGGCUGGAAACCUGUGUGUUCUCUCCCUGUUUCUGUUGAUGGGAAGCUGCCUCUGUCAGUAUCAACCUAACUGGGACUCCAUAGAUUCCAGACCUGUGCCUGAAUGGUUUGAUCAGGCCAAGCUUGGGAUCUUUAUACACUGGGGUGUGUUUUCUGUCCCCAGCUACGGAAGCGAGUGGUUCUGGUGGUAUUGGCAAGGCCGGAAAAUACCUGACUAUGUGUCAUUUAUGACAAAAAACUUUGCCCCUGGAUUCCAGUAUCAAGACUUUGCACCAAAGUUUACCGCUGAGUUCUUUGAUCCGAAGCAGUGGAUGGACAUCUUUUCAGCAUCAGGAGCAAAGUAUAUCGUCCUCACAUCUAAACAUCAUGAAGGUUACACCCUUUGGGGCUCAAAGUACUCAUGGAACUGGAAUGCAGUGGAUGUUGGACCAAAGCGAGAUCUGGUGGAUGAGAUAGCUACCGCCCUGCGGAAGAACACUGACUUACGCCUUGGGCUCUACCACUCUCAGUUUGAGUGGUUUCACCCUCUUUUCAGAGCAGAUGCUGCCAAUAAUUUCAAAACCAAUGUUUUCGCAACUGAGAAGUCCCUGCCUGAGCUUUAUGAACUAAUAAAUAAAUACAAACCUGAACUACUGUGGUCUGAUGGAGAUGGAGAUGCCCCUGACCAAUACUGGAACAGUACUGGGUUCCUAGCAUGGCUGUACAAUGAGAGCCCUGUUCGUGAGACAAUUGUAACUAAUGAUCGGUGGGGAAAGGGUAGUAUUUGUACACACGGUGGAUAUUACACCUGCACUGAUCGGUACAGCCCUGGACAUCUGCUGAAGCACAAGUGGGAGAGCUGCAUGUCCAUUGACAAGCGUUCUUGGGGCUUUAGAAGAGAAGCUGCACUCAGUGACUACCUUACUAUUGAGGAGCUGCUUAAGAGCUUUAUAGAGACCGUGUCAUGUGGGGGGAACCUGCUGAUGAAUGUGGGUCCAACACACGAUGGUCGCAUCGUUCCUGUAUUUGAGGAGAGACUUCGACAGAUGGGACAGUGGCUGAAGGUCAAUGGAGAAGGAAUCUACAAUACCACUGCAUGGAGAGUUCAGAAUGAUAGCGUCACACCUGGAGUCUGGUAUACAUCGAAGCCACAGGAUAAGGCAGUCUAUGCGUUCUUGCUUUCAUGGCCAGAUAAAGGAUCUGUUGUUCUGGCCGAUCCUAUUGUGUCAGCUAGUACACAGGUGGUGUUGGUGGGCAAUAAACCAUUGAAGUUUGACGUGCUAAAACCCACUGGUCUGCAGGUUUACCUGCCCACUCUGACCCCUAAUGAGAUGCCUUGCUCCUGGGCCUGGACCCUACGACUGACUGGUAUAGCUUAGUCACAUAGUUUAGGACGCUUUUUAACAGUUAAAUUCCCAGGAGAUCAUUUUUUUUAGAUUAAUCGUGUGGUAAUAAGGGUACAUAUAAAUCUUUUUUUUUAUUCUGUGAGUAUAUGAAAUCUGUUUUUGAUUUGUUUUAUUUUUGCACAAAGAUUUUAUGAUAAUCUUGAAGGUUUCUUUCUACUUACAUUGUAUUUUAUAAAAUGCUGUAGGUUUCAGUUUGUCAGAGUUUAUGCAGGGAGCUAAUUAAUGAUUUUAUAUUGGCCAUUCUAUUUGCACUGUUUUUCUUUUUUUGGGAUGAUGUAAAGGGAAAUGUAGCUUCAUUUUAAAUGAGAUGUGUAUCUAACAGAGUAAAUGUGACUUAUGUUUUUUAAAAAGGAAAAUUCUGAAUACUUGAAAAUUGCCUUUUUUUAAAGCAUUGCACUUAAUUUACACCAAAUAAAAUGGGAAACGUUCUUUAAA